Molecule: messenger RNA, 1097 nt
Organism: Plasmodium vivax (malaria parasite P. vivax)
Lineage: Eukaryota; Apicomplexa; Aconoidasida; Haemosporida; Plasmodiidae
Exons: 1
Coding region: 381-1097 (238 amino acids)
Source: RefSeq, a predicted model, not a curated record
CACUGGAAUAAGAGAAACACAAAGGAAAAAAAAAAAAAAAAUCAGGUGAGCAAACCUCUGCAGAGCAACGCAUCCACGGAGGGAAUGCGAAAGGGUUGCUUGUUGGCCUCCCCAACUGUGGGUGGUUGUGCCUGUUUACCCCAGCUACAUUCACAGUACGUCCCCACGUGGCCAUUUCCCCCGUGAGUAGAGGCGACUAAUUGGUUUGACUCCCCGCCUCUCCCCACAGCAGAUACAGUAUCCCACUCAGAAGCUACUGUGCACACGGAGAGGCCUGCCUCCACCUACGCGUCGGUGCGAAUUCCCCCCCCAGCUUCACCUGCACGGUGGUCUCCCCAAAUAGGGCAACUCUACAGGAAGUGCUAUCCCCCCCCCCAAGGAUGAUGCUGGUGAAGUGUUCCAUCCUCGUGGGCGUGCUCACGCUGGUGAGCAGCGUGGCUGCUAAGUCCAGCAUAUCGAAGUGCCUCUUUUACGACAAAAGGAAUUACGAGAUGAAGCAGACGUUCUACGUGCCGACGACCGACGUGGACAUGUACAAGGCCACCAUUCAGAAGCUGCUGACGAGGGAGAUUAGCCUCCUCGACGAGUCGAUGAGCGGCACCGAUCAGAGCGGCAGCAACAGCAGCAGCGGCGUCUCCAACUUUGACGAGAUUAAAGAAAAGGAGGAGAAAAAAAAAAACAAAGAAAUUGAAGAAAAGCUAAAGUACAUAGAAAAGUACAGAAAUUACGCCAGGAGCAUUUUAAAAAACGUGGAGUUUAAAUGCGAAGACAUCGACGACUAUGAGUCAAAAGUUAAAUGCAACUUGUGUGUGUACACAGAAAUUAUAAAUACCAAACAUAUCAGGCAGGGACAAAUAAUCCAAAUUUUUAUGAACGAAUGCAUGUACGGUUUUUAUUACUAUGACAAUAUUAACCAGUACACACAGAACGGCAGGGCGGUCAGUGGCUUCCCCGGGGAGGAGGGGAAUUCGCAGGCCAAACUGGAUGACAUUUACUUUAGCAUCACCAAGGACGUCGCCGAGGGGAACACCAGCCAGAUCAACUUCUUCAAGCAGCCCGCCAGCAAGUACCACCCCGUGUGCUACGUCACCGAGUAG